AUGUCCUCCUCGCUGCUAGAAGAACUAUGUGCAACUAACCACAAGCCAGAGAAGCGUCAGCAACAGCAGAGAGACAACCGAAGAGCGAGACCAAGGCAACAAGAACAGGGAGGCCAAGACAAACAAGAAGAGCCGAAAAGGAAGAGAAAAGAAGGAAAGGGAAGGCGAGAGGGCAAGGCACAGGGAGAACAGAAAGGCAACAAGAACAAGGAGGCCAAGACAAACAAGCAGAGCCGAAAAGGAAGAGAAAAGAAGGAAAGGGAAGGCGAGAGGGCAAGGCACAGGGAGAACAGAAAGGCAACAAGAACAAGGAGGCCAAGACAAACAAGAAGAGCCGAAAAGGAAGAGAAACGAAGGAAAGGGAAGGCGAGAGGGCAAGGCACAGGGAGAACAGAAAGCAACAAGAACAAGGAGGCCAAGACAAACAAGCAGAGCCGAAAAGGAAGAGAAAAGAAGGAAAGGGAAGGGAAGGCGAGAGGGCAAGGCACAGGGAGAACAGAAAGGCAACAAGAACAAGGAGGCCAAGACAAACAAGAAGAGCCGAAAAGGAAGAGAAACGAAGGAAAGGGAAGGCGAGAGGGCAAGGCACAGGAGAACAGAAAGGCAACAAGAACAAGGAGGCCAAGACAAACAAGCAGAGCCGAAAAGGAAGAGAAAAGAAGGAAAUGA
Molecule: messenger RNA, 669 nt
Organism: Populus trichocarpa (black cottonwood)
Lineage: Eukaryota; Viridiplantae; Streptophyta; Magnoliopsida; Malpighiales; Salicaceae
Product: conglutin beta 5-like
Exons: 2
Coding region: 1-669 (222 amino acids)
Source: RefSeq, a predicted model, not a curated record